GAAAAUGGGUUUUUGGACUUAAAGAUCCCAUUGGAUCAAUUUAAAUCACUAAAAGCAUCCCCAUGGUCGAAUCUAUCUUAUAAACAAAGACCAAAAUCGACAACUAGUCAGACAUUUCUUGAUAUGAAAUUCGUUCGAUUAACAGCAGGCAGUGGUGGAAAUGGAGCGAUAUCAUUUUUUAGAGAUGCUGGUAGACCUAAUGGACCUCCUGAUGGUGGAAAUGGUGGAAAUGGUGGAAACAUCUAUGUUCAAGCCAUUGAAAGUUUGAAUUCAUUGCAUCAUUUAAAGAGUACAUAUGCUGCAAAAUCUGGAGUUUCGGGAUCAAAACAUCAAUUGGAUGGAGCUAAUGGAGAAGAUAUUAUUAUUACAGUACCUGUUGGUACGAUUAUAAGAUGGAUACCUGAUAUUAAAGAAGUUAAAAAAUUACAAAAGGAAGGAGCUAGCACUGAAUAUUUUAAUAUAAAGGGAUUUGGGGAGGUUGAUGGUGAUUUUAAUCCAAAAUAUGUACAACUUUUCAGGGAUUCAUAUGAAAUCGGAAAAGGAUGGCUAUAUAAAGAAUAUGAUGAAGAAUAUUAUCAAGAUAAAGAUUAUUUCACAGAAUUGAAUAAAAAAGUUCAAAAAUAUGAUAAAGCCACAUAUACAGAGGAAUUAAAUAAUGAUAUUUUUCCAAUUGCAGGACUAGAUUUAAAUCAACCAUCGAAAAAACCAUUAUUGUUGCUAAAGGGAGGUAAAGGAGGAUUGGGUAACAUUCAUUUUUUAACCAACUUGAUAAGAAACCCUAGAUUUUGCAAAGAAGGAAGAGCAGGUCUUUCACAAUGUUUUGUGUUUGAAUUGAAGCUAUUAGCAGAUUUAGGGUUAGUUGGGUUACCGAAUGCAGGAAAAUCAACACUACUAAGAGCGAUAUCAAAUGCAAGACCUAAAGUUGGAGCUUGGGCAUUUACUACACUAGAGCCAACAGUUGGAACUAUAUCAUUGGGAAUUGAUAAGCCAUCAUUUACUGUUGCUGAUAUUCCCGGUAUAAUAGAAGGAGCGUCCACAGAAGGAAAAGGGUUGGGCUUGGAGUUUUUAAGACAUGUGGAAAGAUCAUCAGGAUUGGCAUUUGUGAUUUCAUUAGGUUCUGUUGACCCAAUUUCUGAUUUAACGUUGUUGAUCAAAGAAUUGGGGCCCAAGAGAAUGAAUAAUAAAAGAGUGUUGGUUGUUGCAACCAAAGCAGACUUGAAGGACUCUCAAAACAAAUUUGUUCAGUUGAAGAGGUUUGUUGAUGACAAUGGCUGGAAAGUGGUGCCCUGCUGUGCGAAAAAUAAUGAAAACGUCGAGAAAGUAAUCCAGCUUAUGGGCGAGUGUGCCGACAAACUCUAG
Messenger RNA from Ascoidea rubescens DSM 1968, 1359 nucleotides. RefSeq names its product putative GTPase MTG2 (gene MTG2). Gene Ontology annotation, cellular component: mitochondrion. The record is from RefSeq and is a predicted model, not a curated record. The annotation marks the transcript as partial. Gene Ontology annotation, molecular function: GTP binding; magnesium ion binding; GTPase activity. NCBI's taxonomy places the organism in Eukaryota, Fungi, Ascomycota, Saccharomycetes, Ascoideales, Ascoideaceae. The transcript has a single exon.